Halichondria panicea is the source of this 876-nucleotide messenger RNA. Its product is annotated as trafficking protein particle complex subunit 4-like. The record is from RefSeq and is a predicted model, not a curated record. Gene Ontology annotation, biological process: endoplasmic reticulum to Golgi vesicle-mediated transport. The transcript has 5 exons. NCBI's taxonomy places the organism in Eukaryota, Metazoa, Porifera, Demospongiae, Suberitida, Halichondriidae. Gene Ontology annotation, cellular component: TRAPP complex. The coding region runs from base 89 to 757 and encodes 222 amino acids.
CAUUUCCUGCAGGUUAGAAGGCGUGUCUGAAGCUCAAAGCUAGGGAGAGAAAGCUAAGAAACUGAAACACAACAGCUAGCUUGCUAUCAUGGGUAUGAGUGUGUACGUGGUAAACAAGGCUGGAGGGCUUAUCUUCUCCCACGACCAGCCCAGCCCCAAAGCAGAGGUGGAGACCACCUUCAACUACCCACUACGUAUGGUCCUGGAGGAAGUGGAUAGAAACAUUGUGGUCAAGUUUGGUGAGCAGCAUGGAAUACAAGUUGGCUACUCGCUGACCUCAAUCAAUGGUACUGCACUAGCCAACAAGUGCCUUCCCGACGGCACCAAUGCUAUGAAAGUGAUAGAAGACCGAAGCAAAUACCCUCUGACCCUCAAAUUCACCAGACUGAGAGUGUCCAUCAACGAGAGGAUUAUGUUGCUCAGCAUGCUUCACUCGAUCUAUGCCAUAUCAGUGAAGCUCUCUCCAGAGAAGCGUUCGUCUGGAAUACAAUGCCUUGAGGCCAAUAACUUUAAGAUUUACUGCUUUCAAACACUCACUGGUGUCAAGUUCAUUGUGAUGGCAGACUCGACGCAUCAGAAAGUCGAGGAGCUUCUGGCUAAGGUUUAUGAACUGUAUUCAGAUUAUGUCCUCAAGAACCCAUUUUAUUCAGUGGACAUGCCCAUCAGAUGUGAACUUUUCGCAUCAGGGUUGGUCAAGCUGUUGGACACUACUGAGAGAGACCAAAGAGGCAGUUAUCAAGGAACAACUUCCGCAUAAACAAAAUGAAUUGCUGUUUUUUAUGUUUGCAAUUGCACUGAAGUUAUUAUUAAAUGGAAUUUAACAAAGUACAUGUAUGCACAAUGAACAUGUAUUAAUAUCAUAUAUUAUACAGUAGA